AUGACGACCAAAAUAGCAGUCUUCCUCAUGGCAGACUACGGCCACGACCCCACUGAGACCGCAAUCCCCUACAAAGUCUUCGACGAAGCCGGUAUUCAAAUCUCCUUUGCCACGGAGAAAGGAAGUCCCGUCGCCUGCGACAGCAAGAUGCUCACUGGCUGGACACAAAAGAUGCUGGGUGCCGACGCAGGCGCCAUAGCGGCGUACAAUGAGAUGUCGCAAUCCAAAGAGUGGCAAAGCCCUGUCUCCUACUCGGACGCGAAGUUCACGUUACUGAACUAUGACUUAGUCUUCUUACCUGGUGGGCAUGAGAAAGGUGUACGACAGCUUCUUGACUCGAAGCGAGCGCAGGAGUUGGUGGUCGAAUACUUCGCCAACCUCAAGAAACCAACUGUGUGUCAUGGUGUUCAACUACUCGCGCAUUCGAAGAGAGCAGACGGGAAGAGUGUUUUGCAUGAUCUGAGCACGACUGCGUUGCCGAGUGUGUUUGAGAAUACGGUUGAUUAUGGUACCAGAGUGUUUUUGGGUGAUUAUUACAAGACGUAUGGAGCUGGGACGAAGAAUGUUGAGCAGAUCGUUAGAGAUGCCUUGGCCGAUCCGGCUAGGCAGUGGAAGAGUAGUGGGAACCCUGGUGCGCCGUUUGUGGUGGAGGAUGAGAAGCAUAACUAUGUCAGUGGGAGGUGGCCUGGUGAUGCUGAGGUGCUUGCUAAGAGGACGGUUGAAUUGUUGUUCAAGAAGAGGUAA
Messenger RNA from Recurvomyces mirabilis, 744 nucleotides. RefSeq lists its product as uncharacterized. Lineage: Eukaryota; Fungi; Ascomycota; Dothideomycetes; Mycosphaerellales; Teratosphaeriaceae. The record is from RefSeq and is a predicted model, not a curated record. The transcript is spliced from 2 exons. The coding region runs from base 1 to 744 and encodes 247 amino acids.